AUGCUCUUCCAUGUCCAUGUCCACGGCUGCGCUACGCGAGUUGGCGAGGUGCCCAAUGCAGUGCAGGGAUCACAGAUCAAACUUUCGGCAGUCGGGGAGAGCCCCACGCCAAGAACGCCAAGCCACACCAAGCAAGCCAGCCUUCCCGCCAGACAAUUCUUCGCUGUUACUCUCAGUUCUCCAGUCACGAGUCAAUGGCCAGCGAAGCCCGAUUCCGCUGCAAAGAAUGUGCGUGGGCGUAGAAAGUGCUCAAUCUCAAACACGCCACCAUCUUCACCCAAGUCCCGACAAUACUACAUACAAUGGGCAAGCUUCGGUAUCGGUCUUGGCACUUCCGGCACGCCGGUGCCCAGCUCAGUCACAAUCGGAACUUUCACCAGCAACUUCGCGCACUUCGGCACCUCCACCUCGCCAUCGACGAAUAUGCCAGCCUUGUCCAAAGUCUAUCCGACAACGAGCAUUUGCCUGACUGGUCUUCUUCUCUUGCAAUGCCAGGUUGAGGGGAGAUUAUGCUACAUUGAAUUGUCAACUUCCUGGGUGCCUUCUCGAAGCAUGAGCAUCCCAGCAUCCCAGUCCACUAUCACAGCAGCAACACUGGAUUUCGCCAUUGCCAACAUGAUGCUUCCCGAGGAGUUGCUGAUCCAUGUUUUCGGCCACUUGGACCAGCGAGACGAUCACCACAGCCUUUUGAAUCUUCGUCUGGUCAGCAAGACGUUCCGUCGACUGGUCGAUCCGUUGAUCUCGAUUGUGCUCGAUGGCGCCCCGGAAACCAAAUCAGAUGUCCACCUCAGCGGCUAUCCCAAUCGACUGGUGGCCAUGAGAGAUCCUCAGGUCCGCGAGAAAUUACGACCCAAAUUUCUGCAACUUAAGAGAUGGGCGGAAAAAGUCUCCCAGCAACCAUGUCUGGCUCGGGUGUUCGUGAAAGAGGCCAAAUUUGGCCACAUGCAUCCGCGACGCGAGCCUGACGCCUACACGCCUGGAUCCGUCAUGCCCAUGUACGAGCAGCUCUCAACACCGAUCGAUAUGUGCGCCUGUCUUCGCCAGCAGGUGUUAUCACGAUUGGCAGAACAUCACGAGAAAGGCCAUGUUGCCAUCAUUCUUUCGCUGUGCCACUCACUGGAGAUCCUAGACUUUGCCUUUGGCUUUGAAGCAAGUGGCAGGUUGCUGACACGCUACUUUCAGUUCAUCGCUGAACGACAUUUGGGCUACUAUGCUGGACGAAGCCCAGCCUUCCCCGUGAUGGGUUCCAUCAAGAUUGUCAGAAUUGGUGUCUCGACAUGUAACUACUGUACAGGGCUUUCGGAUGCGCUCACAAUGCUCACCCUGCCGCGAUUGGAGGAGUUGACUAUACGUGGGCUUGCCGAUAAUCGAAGCCACAGUAAUCACGAUCUACCUCUCCUAGAUGGCCUCAUUCGCAAUCGCAAUCGCAAUCUUGUCUUGCACUUUGACUCGUGUAUGCUAAGUGGGGAAGGCCUGGCGCACAUUCUUGCUGCAUGCACGUCCAUCUGCUCCCUAACCGCCAGGUGGCGCGGCGGUCUUUGGACAGAACAUCUUCGAAAUCCCCCAAUCGGAGACGCCAUCAGGGCACAUGGAUGGAAGAUUCGACGCCUUCAUCUCGACACCACGCCAUGCUGGAUUGGUGUCGGCAGAAAUCACACCCCAGAGGAACCAUUUGGAAGCUUUGCGGAUAUUCAGUCGAAGAUGCUGGCAUUGCCCCGAAGCACCUUUGCUAUAGAUGAUCUUUGGCUCCCUUCGCAUAUCGUCAGAGGGACAUACGUCGCCGGUCAGCUGCCUCCAAGUCUUGAAGAGCUAUAUGUGCUUGGGGCAGACGACGCAGCCGGGUUCGAUGCUCUGCUCAACCAUCCAGACCUUCCAGUGCCCGUCAAGGAUGGAGAGGCUUUGGAGACACUACUUGCAUCAAUUAUUGGAAGGCGACGGGAUUGGAUAUUGACACUGAUCGUGAUUGAAGACAAGAUUCCAACUCGACUUGCUUGGCAUUGCUUCCAACUGCCGCACACCUGCAUCGCAUCCCACGUUUCUGUACCCUAG
Pseudocercospora fijiensis CIRAD86 is the source of this 2049-nucleotide messenger RNA. RefSeq lists its product as uncharacterized. Gene Ontology annotation, molecular function: protein binding. The record is from RefSeq and is a predicted model, not a curated record. NCBI's taxonomy places the organism in Eukaryota, Fungi, Ascomycota, Dothideomycetes, Mycosphaerellales, Mycosphaerellaceae. The transcript has 6 exons. The coding region runs from base 1 to 2049 and encodes 682 amino acids.